Molecule: messenger RNA, 1475 nt
Organism: Phoenix dactylifera (date palm)
Lineage: Eukaryota; Viridiplantae; Streptophyta; Magnoliopsida; Arecales; Arecaceae
Source: RefSeq, a predicted model, not a curated record
CUCUUUCUCUUUCGGAUUAUUAUGAGAAAAAAAAGAUGACAUUGCAAUGAUUAGAUUCGGCAUGGUAUCAUCCCUACGGGGAGAUUUCUUUUUUGACCGAGUUGGUCGUGGGAUCGGUGGGAAAUUAAAGAUGGAAUCUAAGGAAGAUAAGCCAAUCGCCUUAUGGGCAGCUUAAAAGAAGAGAGAAUGGAAGGAUUUGGUUCAUCAAGUGUUAUAAGUUGAGUCCGGUUGGAUUUCGGAGAUCGGGGCAAGGUGCAUCUUGUUGCUACCCAUAUGAUUUAGCAUCCGUUCUUUGUACGCAAGGUUCCUUCAUUAUGUGAAUUUGAAAUCCAGUAACUAAUUAAUAGAGAAAUGGCAGAUUCGGUAGUAUCAAGUUUUUGGGGCCCAGUAACAUCAACUGUUGAGUUGUGCGAGGAAAACUAUACCCAUUCAUCUUAUAUUGCGGAAUUUUACAACACUAUAUCCAAUGUGCCUUGCAUACUUUUGGCACUCAUUGGACUUAUAAAUGCCUUGCGACAGCGCUUUGAGAAAAGAUUUAGUGUUCUUCAUAUAUCCAAUAUGAUACUUGCGAUCGGGAGCAUGAUAUUUCAUGCCACAUUACAACAUGUACUACAACAGAGUGAUGAAACACCAAUGGUAUGGGAAAUGCUGCUUUACAUUUAUGUCCUUUACUCACCAGAUUGGCACUAUAGGAGUACGAUGCCUACUUUCUUGUUUCUCUAUGGUGCUGCCUUUGCCAUGGUCCAUUCACUGGUGCGUUUUCAAAUAGGAUUCAAGGUGCAUUACUUUGUAUUGUGUCUUCUCUGCAUUCCUCGGAUGUACAAGUAUUACAUCCAAACUAAAGAGACAGCAGCUAAGCGGCUCGCCAAACUCUAUGUGGCAACAAUACUUUUGGGGACUCUAUGCUGGUUGUUUGAUCGCAUCUUCUGUAAGAAACUCUCUCAUUGGUAUAUAAACCCACAGGGUCAUGCCUGGUGGCAUGUGCUUAUGGGAUUCAACUCAUACUUUGCAAACACAUUUCUCAUGUUUUGCCGUGCUCAGCAACUAGGAUGGCAACCCCAGGUCGCCCACCUAUUUGGUUUCUUUCCUUAUGUGAAGAUUCAAAAACCAAAGAAACAGGAGUGACAGCAGAGGAACAAUUUUCUGAAGUGUUUGAUGCUGGUUUCUUUUUUGACUCUGAAGACAAAUGUUUAAUUUUAGCAUGCGGGCAAGCAAAGACAUUUUGUAUAUGGACAUCAGUGAUAAGGACUAGUGGUUUGACUGAUUUGUUAGUUUUCAACAUCAACUGGCACUUGCUAUGUAUCAUACUUAAUUCUUCAAUUUGUGGAGAUGGGUUGGAAUCGUCGUCUUUUAUUUUCUUUGUUUAUGCAAAAUAUGUAGUCUUCUGAUUGUAGAUUUAAAAUUGAAUUCAAUUUUUUUUUUUCAAUCUACCGAAUCUUAUGGAGCAAAGUUUCCUGCUUCCUCAGUUGUACCAA